Molecule: messenger RNA, 249 nt
Organism: Parnassius apollo (apollo)
Lineage: Eukaryota; Metazoa; Arthropoda; Insecta; Lepidoptera; Papilionidae
Source: the annotation of a GenBank genome assembly
AUGAUUAAAGAAGAGCUACAAGCCAAAUGGCAUGCCAUACGUCAAAUAUUCAACGUAUUGCAUAGAACAACAAAAGAAAAACUACCCCUCUACUUUGUAGAUUUAGAGUUACAAGCCAACAAUAAGGAUAUUUUCAACAUAAAAUACAUCAACCAUGUCAACGUUGCAAUCGAAGCACCUUACAAGAAAAAGAAGUAUUGCAGAGUCAGAGAAGUCAAAGAUUUGGACGCUCUAAAAAUCAAUGCUUAA